UCAAUCAUGGCUGAUGACUCUCAGAGAAACUUUCGCUCAGUGUAUUAUGAAAAAGUGGGAUUUCGUGGAGUUGAAGAAAAGAAGUCACUGGAAAUUCUAUUGAAAGAUGACCGGUUGGAUAUUGAGAAGCUUUGCACAUUUAGUCAAAGAUUUCCUCUCCCAUCCAUGUAUCGUAUACUGGUGUGGAAGGUGCUUUUAGGAAUUAUUCCUCCUCACCAUGAAUCUCAUGCUUUGGUGAUGAAGUACCGGAAGGAGCAGUACUGGGAUAUACACCAUGCGCUUCGUGUAAUUCGUUUUAUCAAUGAUUCUACCCCACAGGUAGACGUUUUCCUCCGCAUACAUCAACUGGAAUCAGGAAAAUUGCCUCGAAACUUGGCUUUUCCAUUGGAACCUGAAGAUGAAGUGUUUCUUGCUAUUGCUAAAGCAAUGGAGGAAAUGGUGGAGGAUCCUAUAGAAUGCUAUUGGCUUGUCAGUUGCUUUGUGAAUCAGCUGAACAGCAAGCACAAAGAUUCAUUACAACAACUGCCAAAAAUUCUGGAGCAGUAUUUGAACAUUGAGGAUAGCAGACUCCUGACACAUCUGAAAGCAUGUGCUGCAAUGAGCAAACUCCCUUAUGAUCUUUGGUUUAAAAAGUGUUUUGCAGGCUGUUUACCGGAGUCCAGUUUACAGAGAGUUUGGGACAAAGUUAUUAGUGGUUCCUGCAAGAUUCUCGUUUUUGUUGCUGUGGAGAUAUUAUUAACCUUUAAAAUGAAGAUACUAGCACUGAAUACUGCAGAAAAGAUCACACAGUUUUUGGAAAAUAUUCCUCAAGAUAACACUGAUGCUAUUGUCAGCAAAGCUGUUGAUCUGUGGCGCACACACUGUGGGACUCCAGCACACUCAGUCUGAGAACUUUCUUCGCUUAUGGCAGCUUGGGGGGGAAAAAAAGACCUUUGCAAAGACAUUUUACCACUCUUCCCCCAUCCUGAUGUGAUGUUCUUCAUUUCCUCUUCUAUGUAAAGAUGCUAUUAAAGCAGCUAAUAGUAUAGUGAUCAAUAUGUAAAUAUUUUUCAGUAAAUACAGAUGGAAC
Messenger RNA from Opisthocomus hoazin, 1069 nucleotides. Lineage: Eukaryota; Metazoa; Chordata; Aves; Opisthocomiformes; Opisthocomidae. The record is from RefSeq and is a predicted model, not a curated record.